CAAAAACAAAAAGUUGAAAGAAUGAACUCCCCUAUAUCCUAAAUGCAGAUUCACCAAUUAUUAAUAUUUACACAUUUGCCUUAUCAUUUUCAUAUAUGUGAUAUGUGUGUUGAACCAUUGAAUGUAAGUUAGACUUUGAGUGUUGAACCAUAAACAUUCCAGCAUUUAUCUCCUAGGAACCAUGACCACCUUCUACAUAAUGACCGUACAACUAUUACUCAAGAAAUUUAACCUCAGGACAAUAGUAUUGAACAUAUAGUCCAUAUUCAGGUUUCUUCAAUUGUUUAAAUAUAUAUUUUUAAGAUUUUUAAGUAAUAUCUACACCCAGUGUGGGGCUCAAACUCACAACCCCAAGAUUAAGAGUCAUGUGAUUCACCAAAUGAAGCAGCCAGCAAAAAAUUUGUAGCUUAAAAGAAUACUCCAGGACUUACCAGGCAUUGCAUUCAGUGGAAUUUUGAAUCUCAUUCAAUAUGGAAGAUUUUUUUAGCUUUGUCCUCCAUAACAUUGAUGUUUUUGGAACAUACAGUCUAGUCUUUUUUUGAAUGUCCCUCAGUUCUGAUUUGUUUGUUUCCUUCUUGUAAAUUUAGGUUCUGUUUCUAGCAGGAAUACUACGUAUGUGAUGUGUCCUUAUCCAUGCAUUGCAUCAAGAAGCAUAUGUCCAUCUACCCCAUCGUUGAUGAUACCAACUUUCAUCACUUGGUUAAGGCGGUAUUUGCUAGGUUUCUUUGCUGUCAAGUUACGGUUUUCCCUUUUUUAAUUGUUAAGAAAUUUAUGGGGAAAUAGAUGCUUAGAAACUAUGUGUACUAUAAAUAUCCUAUUCCUCUCUAAUUUUCACUCAGUAGUUCUAGCAUCCUUUGGUGAUUCUUGCAUGUAUCAAUUUUUAUUAUAGUUAUAAAUAUUACUUUUCUAAAUUAUUCCUUCUAUGCUUAUCAGUUGACUGGGAUGUAGCUUUGGAGAUUGGUUCAAUGCAAAGGCAGGGUGUCAAAAUGAAGAAGACCAUGGGGAGAUCAUGAGUUAUGCAAUCUAGGCUGGCUAGGGAAGAAACUGAAACCAGAGGAGGUACGCAUGCAUGUUGGGUGUGUGUGUGUGUGUGUGUGUGUGUGUGUGUGUGUGUGUGUGUGUUUCACUGCAGAAUAAAUAUCCUGGGAGCAGAGAGUGAGAGACCUGAAAAGGUCGGAAGUUGCAGUCAGAAGUUGGGAUGCUGGAGUUUGAAAUUUUUAGGAUGGAGCUGUUCCAGGCUGUUGAAGGUCUAGGAGGUUGUCAUGGAUUCAGAAGAUAGUUUGAAUAGAGAGAAGGUCUUUUCAUUAGGAGGAAGUGAAGGAAUUCUAAGACCAAGGUAUUGCAUAAAUCACCCAUGUAGAUGUUGAAUUGGCACAGGAAGAUGGGGCAAUUGGAGAAAUUAUAUGAGCCAACUGCCAAAGUCCUCCAUUGUUCAAGGUCUAUAGUGGAUCAGUCCUUAGAUGAUUGUAAUAGCGGUGGGGAAAUUGUGGAGGAGCCAGAUGUCCUGGGCCCAAAAGGAGAUGUCUUAUUAUGUGAAUAAAGGAGCAAUGAUUUAGCAGUAGGGAUGGGGGUAAGAAUCAUCCUGUCUUUUUAAGCUCUCCUAGUGUGGUGUGGCCACUGGGAAUUGCCAACCAUGUCCUUGGGUGUAGGGUAUCUUUGAGGAGAGCCAGGCAUUUUAGUAAAAGUGAAGAGCUGGAGAGAGCUUUGAGGAGAAGGAGGGAGAUGCACAGCCUUGCUAUUGUGGAGAGGAUCAGAGGGCACAAGGGAAAGGGCAGUAGGAUAGGUAGCCAUAGGAAUAGAGAGAAAGAGGAGACAGGGAAGCUCAGGGUAAUCUGAGAUGAGAUUACCUUGCAGGAUAAUUGAGGAUUGGAGGCCAAAGGACAAAAAGAAAACAAGAGAUGAGAGUUUGAGCUGAGGUCAGGAUUGUGCCUGGACCUCUAGGGCAUGUGUCAGCCCUUUUUCUGUAAAGGACUGGCAAGCAAAUAUUUUCAGCUCUGUGGGCCAUACAUACAAGAUGGCUGCUGUUAUAGCAUGAAAGCAGCCAUAGAUGAUAUGUGUUCCAAUAGAUGAAUGAGAGCGGCUGUGUUCCAAUAAAACUUUAUUUAUGGCUACUGAAAUUUAAUUUCGUAUAAUAUUCAUAUCACCAGAUAUUUUUGUUUUGAUUUUUUUUUUCCGAAACAUCUAAAAAAUGUAGAACUUUUAGCCUGCAGGCUGUAUGGUAGGAGACCUAGGGACUACACUUGGCCCGCAGGCCAUAGUUCACUAAUCCCUUCUCUAGGGUAAAGGUAUAGGAAUUUGUGUUAAAGCAGAGACUUAAGAGUCACUAGGGACAUUUUGGGAGGGGAAGUAAAAUAUAUCUUCUGAUAAUCACGAGUAACUGUUGGUAAAGUCCGUGGACUAACAGGGCAGGCAGGCUAUCAGACUGCUAAUACCAAAAAGAAAGAGAAAAUUUAAGAUGAACAAUAAAAAAAUAUGAUGAAGCAGUUACGCAGUUAGUGCAAUUAGUGCUCGUUGUUUUAAUUUUUUUAAUGCUUUCAAAAAUUUUGAAUAAAAAGUAUACGACAGAUUUAAAACCAAAUAGUAUCUGGUGCCUUAGUUCAGUUUCUAGAUAUUCAGUAAUUCUUCUGUUUUAAUCCUCUGACCUUAUGGGUCUCAACAUCUCUCUCCAUUUAGUUCAUCCAGAUAAUAACUCUGGUUUCCUCUGGGGUGGUGGAAGUGUGGUUGCCAGACUACCCAGGGUGUGAGAACGGAUCUGGUCACCUAAUUGCCCUGUGUGCAAAAUAAAGGCUUUCAACCAACGCUUUCCUGACAACGCCACACUCGACUUCUUGCACACUGGUCCCCCUGAGUAUCCAGCCCCUCAGUAGGUACUUCUCCACUCUUAAGUUACUUACCACUCCUGCAUUUGAUUUUCGUCCUUUAAAAUCUGGUGAACUCUUUCAACUGUGGCUCAUGUCUCUCUUCUGAUGUCCCUGUUUUGGCGGAGCUCUGGGAGGGAGAAGAGAAAUAGGUAUGGUCAGCCUGCCAUACAUCCGCUUUUACUUUGAAUAAGUGGCUGGUACUCCUAAGUAAUGAAAAGCCUCUACCACCUUCCCUUUGUCUUGUACCUUUUUGCCUAUUGUUGUUGAAUUUUGUGAGGAAAUUUUAAUUAUAGUAGAAAAAUAUAUAUCAAUAUUUGGCGUUUGUACACUACUUUUACUUUUCACUCCAAAGGUCAGCAUUUGGUCAUUGUCAACUUGGUUUUUUUAUGCUACAUGAAACAGGAGUGAAAAUUGAUGCCACUGAAUCUAUUUUCAAUCACUUCUGACUGGUUCUGGUUGUUUAUUAAUAAAAGGUGAAUGUUUUUUUCCCCCCAUCUUUUUGCUAUUUUCUUCAUUUCAAGCUACUUAAAAAUUUUCCUACUUAAAAAUUGGAAGGGCGCCUGGGUGGCUCAGUUGGCUAAGCGUCUGACUCUUGAUUUCAGCUCAGGCCAUGAUCUCAGGAUUGUUGAGAUGGAGCCCCGUGUCGGGCUCCGCAUUGGGCACAGAGCCUGCUUAAGAUUCUCUCUCUCUGCCCUUCCCCUACUCUCUCUCGCAUGCAUGCACGGUCUCGCUCUUUAAAAAAAAAAAAAAUUCUUCUCCAUACUUCAUAUAAUUUGAAUUACAUCCAUACAUAUUACUAUAAAAACAAAAAACACAGCUGCUUAAAUCAGUGGAUCAUCCUCACUUCGUCAGGAGCCACAAGCAGCCAUGUUCUCUUGUCUCACAUACCAUCCUGAUCCUUGGUACAUGGUGAAGCAACAUGAUUAUUUUGUUACACUUUCCAAUAUGCAUAUAACAGGAGAACUUUACCACAUAACGUAAAAAAAAUGUCAGUAGAGGAACUACAUAUACCAAACAUUGCCUUGUCAGUUUAUUAUGUUCACCACAUGUCACUCUGUUCAAGAUAGAAAUGGACAUUAAUCAGUUUUGCUUUGGGAAAAAUAAUGUUCUCAUGGGAGUCCUGUUUGAGGAAGUGAUACCUGGAUAGAGAAGUCGUUGCAAAUAGUGACAAGUGUAAGGAAGGGGAGAGAGCCCUAUGAGCCAAGAAUUACAGUCUCUAAAAAAAGAAGGGACUUGGAGAUUGAGGAAGGCCAGCAGAAGGCCAGUGAGCAAGGUAAUUUGGCCAGAAGCCAAGGGCCUCAAAAGAACUAAAUGUUUAUUUAGGUUUUAAGGUGUUACUUAUAUUUUGGUUAAAGAAAAUUAAAUCUGAACACUUAUUGAAUAUUUGUUGAGUUGAAUUCACUAAAAGAUUUUUUCAAGUUGCCUGGUUCAAAUCUGUUAAGCAGAAUGCUGCUUGUAUUGUGAAAGAACAUUGGAUUAGGCGUCCGAGGAAAGACGUGGAUUUGCGUUUCAUCUCUGCCAUUUAAACCCACACAGGUGAGAAAAUGAAGUGAUAAUGAAUAAGGGGGUGUUCAUGAAAAAGUUAACAAAAAAGCAGAAGGUAAAUACUAAUUCCAACUACAGUAGAUGAGGAUAAAAACAGUCUUAUAAUUUCUUUCUCCCCAUUCCAUGCAGGUAAGAAUAGAAGAGGAACUUCACUGAGAUUUAAUUUACAUAUAACAAAAUGUACUCAUUGGAAGCGUAGUAUUUGGCAAAGUCUGACAAAUAUAUAGAUCCAUGUAGUUAUCUCAUUGAUCAAGAUCUAGGACGUUUCCAUUACCCCACAGAGUUCCCUCAUGCCUCAUCUCCAUCCACCCUAGGAAAACACUGAUCUGGUUUUUAUUCCUAUAGAUUAGAUUCUCCCCCACUAAAAUUUCCUAUAAAUGAAAUUAUAUAGCAGGUCUUCUCUUAUGUGUGGCUUCUUUUACUCAGCAUAAUGUUUUUUAGAUUCAUCUAUGAGAUGAUCAUCUGCUCAUUUUUUUUUUUUAUUAAAAAUUUUUUUUUUUACAUUUAUUUUUGGGAGACAGCACAAGUGGGGGGAGGGGCAGAGAUAGAAGGAGACAGAAUCCAAAGCAGGCUCCAGGCUCUGAGCUGUCAGCACAGAGCCCGAUGAGGGCUCGAACUCACAAACUGUGAGCUCAUGACCUGAGCCGAAGUCGGACGCUUAACCUACUGAGCCACCCAGGUGCCCUGUUUGCUCAUUUUCUUACCAUUUGUUUCCAGAUUGGGGCUAAUGUGAAUAUUUGUGUAGAAGUCUUUGUGUAGGUAAGUUAUUAUUUCUCUUUGAUAAAUACCUGGGAGUGGGAUUACUGGGUAUAUAGUAUAAGUAUGUGUUUACCAUUAUAAGAAACUUUCAGUUUUUCAGAAAGGUUGUACUAUUUUAUAUUCCCACCAUCAGUGUAUGAGAAUUCUAGAUUUCCCACGUUGUUUAGAACACUUGGUAUUGUCAGUCUUUGAAUUUUCAACCAUUCCAGUGGGUAUACAGUGGUAUUUCACUGUGAUUUUAAUUUCUAAUGGUCAUUGGGGAAGUGACAUCAAGUGUCACUUAUGCACUUAUUGGUCAUUCAGAUAUCUUCUUUGAUGAAGUAUCUUUUUAAGUCUUUGACCAUUUCUAUUGCAUUUAUUGUAUUAGUGAGUUGUAUGCAUUCUUUAAAUAUUCUGAUAUAAGUCCUAUGUCAGAUCUAUGUAUUGUGAAUAUUUUUUUUUUCUCAGUAUGUGGCGUGGCUUCUUAAUUCCUUUUGAAGAACAGGAGGUUUUAUUUCUGAUAAAGUCCGGUUACCAAUUUAUUCUUCCAUGGUUGUUGCUUUUUAUAUCCAACCCAAGCAGUCUUUGCUAUUCCUAGAUUUUUCUUCUAGAACAGUCCUGUCAAACAAAACCAUUAUGAGUCACAUAUAUAACUUUAAGAUUUAAGUAGCAACAUUAAAAAAAAAAGCUGAAGUUAAUUUCAAUUAUAUAUUCUAUUUAAACCAAUAUGUCCAAAAUAUUAUUUCAACAGGUAAUCAAUAUAAAAAUUACUGAGAUAUUUUAUAUUCUUAUCAUAAGUCUUCAAAAGCUAGACUGCAGUUUAUACUUAUAGCACAUUUCAGUUUGGACUAGCCACAUUUUAAGUGCUAAAUAGCAUGGCUAGUGACUACCUUAUUGCACAGGACAGUUCUAAAAGUUUUAUUGUCUUUCUUUUUUAUUUAGGUCUGUGAUCUAAUUUGAUUUUAUUUUUGUAUAUGAUGUGAAGUAUAAAUAUAAGCUGGGUUUUUUUCUCCAUACAAACCAGUUUUCACACCAUUUACCUUUUUCCAGUAGAAAGAAUUAUGUUGUACCUUUGUCCACAAUCAAUAGAUCAUAUUGUGCGGCUCUAUAUCAGGACUCCAUAUACUGUUCCAUUUAUCCUUAUGCCAAUACCAUCCUGACUUGAUUAUUGUAGCUUUAUAGGCCUUAAAAUCAAGUAGUGUAAUUCUCCCAACUUUUAACCUCUUUUUCUGUUUUGCUAUCCUAGGUUCUUUUCAUUUCCAUAUGAAGUUUAGAAUCAGCUAGUCAAUUUCCACAGCAGAGCCAAUUGGGAUUUUGCCCAUUAUAGAAGGUUGAAAGGUGUCCCCUUCCCCCCCCCCCCCCCCCCGUGGGAUAUGCCUAUGUCCUAAUCCCCCAAACUGAGAAUGUUACGUCAUUUGGAAAAAAAGGGGUUUUGUAGAUGUAGUUAAUGAUCUUGAGAUGAGGUCAUCCCAAGUAAUUCAGGUGUGUUCUAAAUCCAAUGGCAAGUGUCUGGUAAGCUAGACCUACAGAAGAGAAAACACACAACACACAGAAGGAUAAGACGAUGUGAAAACGGAGGCAGAGGUGGGAGGCCAGAUGCCAAGGGUGAUGUGGCCAGAAGCCAAGGAAGCCAAGGAAACCAGAGAAGGAAGGAAACAGCCUCCAAAAGCUGGAAGAGGCAAGGAAGGAUUCUACUCUAGAGCCACUAGAGGGAGUGAAGCCCCACUGACACGGUGAUUUUGUACUUCUGGCCUCCAGGACUGAGAGAGAAUAAAUUUCUUGUUUUAGCCACAAACUUGUGGUAAUUUAUUGCAGCAGCUAUAGGAAACAAAUACGUCCAUUAUCAACUUGAAGAAGUUUCUUUUCUUUCCUGUUGUUUUUUUUUUUUUUUUUCAAGAAUGGGUGUUGGAUUUUGUCAAAGGUGUUUUCUGCAUCAAUUGAAAAUAUUUUUUCCUGCUAUUUUUAAGGUUGUCAUAUCUAUGUAAACACUCUGCUCACAUGGUAUUGAUUUUAGCCCAAUCAUAGCUGUUACCCCUGGUAACAUCUGUUCCUGAAAGUGCUGGGUCCUAACAUGCUGUAUCAAAUUGUAAAUAUGUCAGCAUGAAUCUUCUUGCUUUAUACUUGCUAAAGACAUUUUAAGAAGUCAUUGAAGAGAGUCUGAAGAAUAAGCCUGUAUCUCAAAAUGCUUACAAAAAUAAAACAGAUCAUGGAAUUUAUGCUGAGUGCUUCUCUAUAACUGGGACCACACUCGUAACCCAUGGGUCCAGUUUGGCCUUGAGAGGUACUUCAUUUGGCCUCCACACCAUUUCCAAAAUUAGGAAAUUUUAUAUUUAAAGGCCAGAUACCGAGCUUGUCCUGAAUUAUAGAGAUUUGGCAAUAGUGCCCUGAAUUCCAACAUGGUGGCAAUUGGCUUGAGCUGUACAGCAUCUGCCCCUUGCACAAAGAAUGUUCUUUUCACUUUACUACAAUCUCAUUCCUCAUUGUUUUAAACUUCAUAGAGAUUGGAGUUUGCAAUCUCUGCUCCAGAACCUUUGUUGGGGCACACUGUCAUCCAAAGGCACGGGUCAUUGAGGGAAGGCUUAGGGAAAAGGAGGGUAUUACAGUUACCAAGUCAACAUAUAGAUGUUUGAAGAACUUUGUGGAGAUAACUUAAAAAGGAUUUUCAUACAAUUCAUUACCAAUAAGGGAGUCUGGUUAACUGACUUAUGGAUAAAUACGGCACAAAGAAAACACUAAAAAAAUCAAAAUUAAAACCCUAAACCACACAAAGUAAAACAGCUCACCUGCAACCAAAGAAAGAAGUACCUUAUAAUGUAACAUAAUGUAUAAUGUAAAAUGUGAGAAGUGAUGGGAAAGCAAAGAAACCAGAGAUUCCACUAAAUGUGAUAUAUGUCUACAACCUUCCACCCCUCUCCCCACAAGACAUACUGAGGAAAAAGAUGAUCAGACCAAAUUUUGAGAAUCUUCACAAAUGUCCUCCAAUUGGGAAAGAAGUCGGUGGCAUCCCCGUAAAACGUCUAGGAAUCUUUAUGAGCCACUGUUGGAUUUUUGCUGGAAGCAGGAAAGUUCGCCACCUUCUGGGGUACUAUGUUAAAAUGGGCAAACGAACUGAAGUUCACAGGCAUGGGCUACUCCUUGCCUGGCUUGAAGGAGGGCUGGUGAGGAUUUAAGGAAUUUCAGAAGUGAUGGCUGACUUCUCCCAGCAAGCUCUAUGCUCCAUUUCAAGCUGAGUUCUUCAAUCCCCCAUUGCCCCUCCUCUCAUCCUUAAACCCUCGAGUGGCAGAAAGGGGGGUAGAUAGCAACCACACUCAACCCUAAAACUGAAGCUCAGGUUAGAGAAGACCAACACAUCUCAGGCGAAGAGAAAAGUGCACCAGGAAUUCACUCCCAGCAUAUGAGUGCAAAUACACGGUCUGGUAUCAACUUUUAAGGAUAAAUAAGAUAAGAGAUAAUGACAUAGCUAUUAUGCAAACAUGCUAUAACAUGGGAGUGGGAAGAAAGGAAAAUAGCCUGUAAAAGACAAGAAACUAUGGCUGGAAGAAAACAUAACUCAUGAGCAGAAAUUUGUAUUCUUUAUAUGUGUUUCACACUACAGGAAAAAAAAAGAAUACAGGAAGAACAGCUAAGGAGAGUAUAAGAUGAGAAUGUGAUGAAAAGGGAAAUUGCAUAGCUAAGAAAAUUAAGGUUUAAAACCAUGAUUUUAAAAUCCAGUAAACUAGAAAAAUAAGUGAACAGAAUAUUUUGAGAGAAUUGGAGUACGUGCAAAUCACAAGAAGAUGGAUGCGGAAGGACAAAAAUCAAGUAUAAGAACAACUGGUGACUCUGUAGUAAAAAAUCCAACUGAUGAAAGAUAAACUUACUCAGAUGUAUAAUAUGAAUGGGAUGCUAUACUAAGAAAAGGAGAAUGGAAUCCAUAAACUGAAAGAUCACACUAUAUACUGGGAGGGGAAUGCUGAUAGAGAAUAAUUGCCACUGAGACAUAGCCCAGAUAGGGAUCUGGUUUUAAUGAUUAAAAAAAAAAAGAAAAAUACUCUUCAGGCAUUCAAGUAGAAAAAUCAGAUUACCUCCCAGGGAGAAAAUCACAAGGAUUCAGAUCUCUCCACAAAAAUCUGAUGUCAAAAAUCAAAGAAGCGAUUGCCAUUUUGUUCUGUUAGGUUUGAAGAAAGGUGUGAAUCCAAAAUAUUUACCCUGCUCAGUUUUUAUGUGUAGAGCUAAAAAGCAGAUAAAACCUUAAGGUAUUCUAUAAACCUUCCUUAAGAAAACUACUUGGAAAAGAGGGCAGGCCAUUAAGAAAUAAAAAUAGAGAAUUUAGGAAUGCAUACAUUAUGAUGAAUAUUGAAUUCGUUCAAAUACAGAAUUAAGACUGAACAUCUGGGAGAAUAAGGUGGGCAAAUAAGAACUUGUGAAUGUUCUAAGAGCCAGUAAGCCAAGAGUAAUGCAAGCAGUGGAAACUGGAAGAUUGCGAUGAAGGUGGGUAGAAUUGUACGAUGCGCUUAACCUCUAUUUCAAAGCUAGGAGACUGUCUGAAAUCUGCAGUGAACUCUUCGUGCCUUUCAUUUUGCUUCACGUUUAUAGGCCUCUUUUAGGAAUGUAUAUCGUGUAGCAAAGAAAGCAACUGCUGGAGAUUUGCUUCCGUUUCUUUUUCUUAAAUUCAAAUAGCACUGAAUAUUUUUGAAUUACUUAAAGCGUACAUAGUAGGAUUCCAGAACCAUACAAUCAUUUCCGUCUAAUCUUUCUGUGCCUUAGUAUCCUCAAGUGAAAGACGGGAGUAGAAGUGCUUCUCCCAGGGUAGUCACGAGGACUACUUUAUUUACCUGCGAAGCGCUUAGAACCGUGCCUGGCUCACAAUUAGUGGUCACAGUUAGGCUGCCAUUAUUUCAACACUGCACGGAUAGGAGGUAAGUGAAUCCGGCUUAUUGCAGCGUUCUCCUAGCAUCUGUCGUGUUUCUCGUUUAUGAUUUGGCUCGGGGCGGCUCAUCCUGGUGGUGACUUGAGGGAACAGUCUUCGAUACCGUACGGGGCUUCGGGCUGCUUCGGGUCUACCUGCGCCAGCUCUGCACCUGGGCGACCUUGGCUUAGCCCACACGGAUGACUCAAUCGGCCAGGCGUCUGGGCGUCUGUCCUCUUCCUCCGCCCAGGCCGCCGACCCCCUGGCUCCCCAGCGGGGCCUCCUCCUGCCACGUGACGCCCCCGCCAGGGGCCCCAGCGCCCUCCUCGCGGACGCGCCGUUCCGGCUCCCGGGCUCCGCCUGUGCGCGGCCUCCUCGGCGCAGCCAUCCUCGCGGCUGCCGAGGGCGGCAAAGCCCACGGCAUCUGCCAUUUGUCAUUCAGCCCGUCGGUACCGCCCCGAGCCUUGAUUUAGACACGUCUGGGGCGUAUUCUGGCCUCACUCUCCUGGCGGACGGACGGACGAACGGACGGGGCGGCUCUCCUCCCAGCCCGGCGGACCGCGGGCCUUGGCGCGCGGGGUGCUUCCCCGGGUCGCCGUCAUGGCCGCGGAGGCGGCGCGCCCGAGCUGCCUCGCCUGAGUUCCGGGGGGCUCUUGACCCCGCAGGGUUUCUGCCUCGUUGAUAAGUCAUCAUUGGCUUUGCUUGCUCUCACGUCUGAUGUGGCCUCUGUUUCAUGUCACAUCUAAAACUUCUCUGUACCUCAGACUUAAAAAGGUAUUUGCAUAGGAAUCAGAGGAGUUAAUCUUGUUUGAGUCGUCAGACAAACUUCCGAGGGGACUCCAUGACCACCUGGAAGCUGGUGUUUCCUGUCACCGAGUAGACAGUCUGGCGAUCCAGAACAUGCCCCAGCUCUGGUGAUGCUCCUGGAACCUCAUCUGUGCCUCCGACAUUCUCCCAGCCUGAGACUGCAUCUAUAAAUUGGGAUGUGGGAAAGCAGGAAGCAAAGCUCAUGGUAACUGAGAGGCCCAUGUCUGGGUAGAACCAGGCCCAGGACCACGACGCUGCCUCUCCCCUGGUCUGGAGUUCAGGCUGCCGUGGCUCUGCUCAUGUGCUCAGCACCAUCCUUCCAUUUGUGCUUAAAUGGCACAGCAUUUGGUCAGCGCAUCUGAAAAGGAAGGUGUGAGAAGUAAAGCCCAUGGCCACCUAUCCCUGCCAAUUAUGUGGCAAGACGUUCCUCACCCUGGAGAAGUUCACUAUCCACAAUUAUUCCCACUCCAGGGAGCGACCUUACAAGUGCUUGCAGCCAGACUGUGGCAAAGCCUUCAUUUCCAGAUAUAAAUUAAUGAGGCACAUGGCUACCCAUUCGCCCCAGAAAUCUCACCAGUGUGCUCACUGUGAGAAGACGUUCAACCGGAAAGACCACCUAAAAAACCACCUCCAAACGCAUGACCCCAACAAAAUGGCCUUUGGGUGUGAGGAGUGUGGGAAGAAGUACAACACCAUGCUGGGCUACAAGAGGCACCUGGCCCUCCACGCGGCCAGCAGUGGCGACCUCACCUGCGGGGUCUGCGCCCUGGAGCUAGGGAGCACCGAGGUGCUGCUGGACCACCUCAAAGCCCACGCGGAAGAAAAGCCCCCCAGCGGCACCAAGGAGAAGAAGCACCAGUGCGACCACUGUGAGAGAUGCUUCUACACCCGGAAGGACGUGCGGCGCCACCUGGUGGUCCACACAGGCUGCAAGGACUUCCUGUGCCAGUUUUGUGCCCAGAGAUUUGGGCGCAAAGACCACCUCACGCGACAUACCAAGAAGACACACUCGCAGGAGCUGAUGAAAGAGAGUCUGCAGUCUGGAGACCUUCUGAGCACCUUCCACUCCAUCUCUCCCCAGUUUCAGCUGAAGGCCGCCCCGCUGUCUCCCUUCCCUCUGGGGGCUCCCGCGCACGCGCAGAACGGGCUCGCCAGCGGCCUGCCCGCCGAGGUACACGGCCACGCCCACAACCCCUCGGAUCCGGCCUCCCAGCCGGUACAGGCGCUGCCGGAGCCCCUGGCCCCCCUCCACCCCGUAACCUCUCCCAGCUCCCCUCCCGCGCCCCUCCAGAAUCACAAGUACAACACCAGUUCUACCUCAUACUCCCCACUUGCAAGCCUGCCCCUCAAGGCAGAUACUAAAGGAUUUUGCAAUAUCAAUUUGCUUGAGGACUUGCCUCUGCAAGAGCCUCAGUCACCUCACAAGCUCAACCCAGGUUUCGAUCCGGCUAAGGGAAGCGCUGGUAAAGUGAGCCUGCCCAAGGAGCUACCUGCAGAUGCUGUGAACCUAACGAUACCUGCCUCUUUGGACAUUUCCCCCCUGUUGGGCUUCUGGCAGCUGCCCCCUCCUGCUACCCAAAACGCCUUUGGGAAUGGCACUCUCACCCUGGGGCCUGGGGAGUCUCUGCCGCACAGGUUAAGCUGUCUGGGGCAGCAGCAACAAGAUCCCUCACUAGCCAUGAGCACUAUGAGCCUGGGCCAGCUCCCCCUCCCCCCCAUCCCCCAUGUUUUCCCAGCUGGCACCGGCUCUGCUAUCCUGCCUCAUUUCCAUCAUGCAUUCAGAUGACUGGUUUUUAAAGCGUCCUUUUCUUAUUCUGGAAGAUGUGUUUUAAGGAGCAUGUAAGCAUCAGUUAUGCUACAAGGAGAGAUUCGGAAAGCGGGACUGGAAAUGCGGCUAAUUCAGUGAUGACUGGCUUGAGAUAAGAGAGUUCUCGAACUGCAUGUAUCGUGCCAAUUGUCCUGAGUGUUCAUGCUUUGUACCAAAUUUGAUAAGCAAGUAUUCUUUAAUGGAACUGCAAAUAUUGUCAGAACCGACAUCCAAACGAGGGCUGCUAUAUAUAGGUGUUUGUCAAAUUGAAUUUAAUCGUAAGCCAUGAUCAUAAUAAUGUUAACUAAUUUUAUGUGGCACUGCCUAGUAAAGGGAACUAUGGGAAGGUUUGGCUUUCUCCAAAAUGGGAGAAUUUUUAAAAUACAAAAUAACCUUUAUAUUGCAUAUUAUAACUAGGCUGUGUAUUUCUUUUCAGGGAUUUUUCUACCUUCAGGGUUGGAUGUAGUUUAGUUACUAUUGCCAUAGCCAACCUGUAGUUUUACAGAAACAAUUUCUUGUGGAAUAGACGUCUCCAUUUUAAAAAAGCAUUUUAAAUGUAGUUUGAAUAUUUUCCACAAGAUGCUACAAUGUGAGUUAUCACUUCAUGUAUCUUAAAAGACUAAACUGGUUGUCAGUUACAUCUGACAGAAAAAAAAAAAAAAUCACUGUGUAACCAGGUUAAGUGGUAAAAUAAUCCAGGCGUCAGUCAAAAGAAAGCAUUUUGCUGACUUUAAUAUUGAUUAUAUUUUUAACAGGAAUUUAAGAAAAUAUUACUGGAAUUUUAAAAUAUAUAUAUAUAUAUUAAACAAGAAUUUUCUUUGCUCUGUCUGGCUUAAAAUACUACUCUGCUUAAGUAUUAUUUUUAAUCACCAAUAAAUGCAUUUAAAUUCAUCAUUUAAGUCAAUAUUAGUUUUUUUCAAAAGGAUAACAUUUGCAAUGUAACUAUAAUCUAUGUCUUGAAUUUGGUAUCUAAUGAGUUUAAGAAUAUAAAACCUAACCUUUUUUUUUUUUUUUUAAAGCUCCUUUGUCUUUUGUGUUUAGAGGCUUUCUAUAUGAAGAUAUAUCUUACAUAUAAUAAACUACAAAUCCUGCAGA
This is a messenger RNA of Panthera uncia (snow leopard), 13741 nucleotides long. It is a transcript of the gene PLAGL1, whose product is annotated as PLAG1 like zinc finger 1. The coding region runs from base 11228 to 12625 and encodes 465 amino acids. The transcript is spliced from 7 exons. NCBI's taxonomy places the organism in Eukaryota, Metazoa, Chordata, Mammalia, Carnivora, Felidae. The record is from RefSeq and is a predicted model, not a curated record. Gene Ontology annotation, molecular function: DNA-binding transcription activator activity, RNA polymerase II-specific.